CGCUCGUGCAGAGGAGUCCGUACGCAUACGAUCAGGGGUUUCGCCGGUCCCUUACGGAAUAUAAUCUCGUAAGUGUUAUCCCGUGGUUCUUCUGAUUCGGUGACGUGCAGUCCGGAGCGAUCGUGCGUGCUAUCGCGAUCUCGUAGUGACCCGAGAGAGAGAGAGAGAGAGGGGGAGAAAGAGGAGAAGAGGGAGGCCGGCGUCCAUCUCUCGGAGAGAGACAAGCCGGUACGUGUCGAAGCGACAGAUAGAGGGAGAGAGAAGGAGAGACGGUCUCGCGUGUGUGUUUCCCGUUAGUGAAUGCACGGGGUUGUUUCGGCGAAAUAUCGUACGGAGCCAGGACGCGACAACAAGGACGACGAUCCUCGCCGGCAUUUUGACGUUGCUUUUCCCGCGUUUCUCCACCUACCUUCGUGUGUGAUGGAUACUGUCGUAAGCGUAGCGUGCACGCGACGUCAGCAGACAGAUCGUCGAGCCGCGCGAGUCAUGUCGCCGUCGCAGUGAAUUUUCAUCUGGGUAGCGUGCUUCUCCCGGCGAUGGUACAGCCUCGACAAUAACGACGACAAUCGACGACAGCGCAACUUUUUUCCUCGACUCUGUGCGCGCGCGAGAGAGGAGGAGAAAGAGGGAGCCAUCUUUCAAACGCGUUGUGCGCGCGACUUCACGCCGGUGCGGAAAUCGGCUCGCUCUCCUCGCGCGAUCGGGACAGCCGUCGAAGCGAAGACGUUAUCGUCCAGGGAGGGGGAAGACCUCUCACUCAUGAUACGCACGUGCGCUCGCCGCUACCUGCUGUAUUUACGCGCGUACAUGCGUGCCGAGUCGUCGUCGUGAGUAGCCGCGGAGUUCGCGGAGUGAAUCGAGUUGAUUUAUCAUCGUGUUGCGAGCGUUCGCGCCGGGGCUCGCCGUGUCAGUUUGUCACUUGUUGGUUGGUUGCUUGAUUGGAUUUGCUCUUUGCUGCUCGGCGCCCGGCCGCCGCUUGUCCACCUGCGAGAGGAGGCCGAAGCGGAGGGACCUUCGUAGUCGCGCGUAGCCAUGGAUACGCUCCUACCGAGCGGCAAUAUAUUUCGAGAGCUGCAGGACAUACACGACACCGGAUAUUUCUCGGCCCAGCCGUCGCUCGAGGAUCACUGGCAACAGACAUGCUACGAGAUGGAGAGGUACCUGAAGGACGAGCCGAAGCUGCAAUCGUAUAAAAAAAUCCCCACGGAACUGGACACGGCGCCCUGGAACCUCUUCAGGGCGCCAUCGAUCUCGUGGACGACAUCCACCGGAACGAACGCACAAUUCGACCCCCCAAUUAAAAUGGAGGUGACGACGUCAGACGAGAGGGAUCCCCUCUGUUUGGACGACAUCAAAUUCAGUCCCGGCGAUCAUAAUGAUAAUGGCCGUGAUAGGGAUCUUCUCGACCGUCACCUCGAUUCCUUGUCGAUGUCUUCGGCAAGUUCGGCGUGUUCAGCACUGUCCUGGGACAGCUCACCUUCCCUUUCUUGCACGGCAGUCAUUCUCAAGAAGGAGCCCAGCGAAGACCUCGAGGAGGAUGAAGAACAUGAGGAGAUCGAGGAGGAGGAAGACAGCGGGUGCGAAAGCGAAGGUCAGAUCCUGACGCCACCGUCGAGUCCUGGGUCGGGUCAAGGUCAUUCCAACUCCAGUCACUCGUCGAGUGGGAGUUCGAUGCCCGACGUGCACAACCUCAACCUUCAUGGCACGGGUGGCAGGAGUGCUAUCGUCAGGGUUACUGCCGGCAACGCGCAAGGUGUCGCAAGACUGAUCUCCGUCACGGCGAACGGCUUCCCCGCGGUCGCCGGCACGCAACACGCACACGCGGGUGCGACCGCGGCCACAACCACCGUGGCCAACAGGCACCACGCGAGGAGCAACGAGCACAGUCCGCCCGACACGAAGCGCAGGAUACACAAAUGCCAGUUUCCCGGAUGCAAGAAGGUGUACACCAAGAGCUCGCACCUCAAGGCCCAUCAAAGGACGCACACGGGAGAGAAGCCAUACAAGUGCAGCUGGGUGGGCUGCGAGUGGCGAUUUGCGCGUUCGGACGAAUUGACGCGCCAUUACCGCAAGCACACCGGAGCGAAACCGUUCAAAUGUCGGCACUGCGACCGAUGCUUCUCCCGCAGCGAUCAUCUAGCUCUCCACAUGAAGAGACACGUGUAAUCAAUCGUUUCCGCGAACGGUUCCAACCGCGCGUCACCCGCAGUCGAGACUAUCGGAACUUGUUUCUCGUGAAAAUCGCGGAAAUCUUUGACAUCUACGCGAGGAUUUAUGCAAUCUAGCAUCUUCCGGGAUCACCUAAUAGCACGCUGCAAAUAGAAAGAAAGAGAUUGACCGUCGAAUGUCUAAACUUGACGAACAAACAUCAAGAAAGUCUGCAAAGCUAACUGCAGUUGGGUGAUCGCAAAAAGACGUCAAACUCUCAUCAUUGAUGAAAAUUGGUCCUCGAAGAUUACUAUUGAGGAAAUCGAUGAUUCGCGAGACACCGUUUAGAGGUAAUCGAAGUUCAAGAUCGUGUCUAAAACGAGCCAUGGAAACAACUCGGAAGAAAAUCUGACCAGCAAUCGGCGUGCUUGAAAAACGUCACUUUAUCGAAGUCCAAAGAAUUGCGUGUAUAACGAUGUUUUCAAAGUGCUAACGUACGAAAACGAAAGGUAAAAGAAACGAGCGAUCAAUGAUGUUCAUCUCUAAGGGCCAAAGGAAUGGCACGAAGCUUCGGCCCCUCGAAUUCCCGCGAAUUUGAGGAGACCGAAGCAUCGGGACGGUCAGCAACGAUCCAAUAAAGAGAUUGCAAUACAAGGGGAGGCCCUCGAUGAGGGGAGUAGCUGAACAAAGAGUUGCCCGGGAAGUCUCGCGCGAGAGACGUCAAUCACUGCCAAUUCGUUACAUUCUAAGAUCAGCGCUACCGAGGAUUUCAAGCUGCGUCUUCGCAAAAUCGGGGGUCUUGGAAAACGAGAAAACGGGAAGCUGACCGGAGGGAGCCUAACAAACUUUCGCCGAGCCUCAAAUCGUUGGCCAUAGCGCGCACUAGCGGACGGAUACUCAUUCGUGAAAAUUGUAAUGUUAAAUAAAAGAUACGCUCCUACACCACAAAUCGUUUGCCUUUUCCAAAACGAUCGAGUCGACGAUCGUCGCAGGAUUGCGAGUGUCGCGUCGCGCGUACGCUAAAAACUAUAGAGAGAAAAAAAAACGUAGAUUUCGCGAGGACAAUAAUGCAGAGACUGUCGGUGCCAAAUGUUAUUUCCUUUCUCUUGCUUUUCUCUUUCAGAAGCCCCGCGCGUAGCUACCCGCGGCUAAAAUCAAGCGCGCACGCGACACUCGCGGGACUCGUCGGCGAUCUCUCGAAAUCGCACGCAGCGGAGAGUCGUGGCGGACGCGACGCGUGGUAAUUGAAUACGUGAUUUCGACCAGUUUCGACGGCAACGGGAUUUGCCGCGCCAGGUGCUAAUCCUGAAUUUACAGUGCGAAUUACAACGUGGCUCGCCGCCGAUUCUAUCGCGCUACCAUACAGUCCGCUUGCAACGAAGCUUACGAACGCGAGAUCCAAUUGUUUCGCUUAGAGCUAUAGCUUACAGCUGAUUUGCAUUAAAUGCCGACUUCAGCUUUCAGGUAAUUAUAGUUAUUUUUAGGCAAUCAUUGUUGACGCUUUUUAUUUUUAUAAAAAACGUAAGAUAUUUUUUCUCUCGAAAUUUUUGCAUGCUUUUAGAAAGACCUUUUCGUUUAUUUCGUAAAUUUUCCUGGCUGCAACAUUACGUGGAACAUGCUCGAGUAGGGGAAUCAUUUGUCGAAACAAUCAUCAUGAAGAACUUAGCGGAAAAAAUACAAAUAUAUAUAAAUAUAUAUAUAUAUAUUUUUUAAUAUUCUUGUCAUAUACUCAUUAAAAUCAUGUAGAUAAGAAAAUAUAUACAGGCAGUAUAAUCCACAUGAGAUUUUCGUGCAUUUUUCACGCAGCCGAACGUUUCACGAGUGAUUUCCUGUCUCGUGUAUAAUUGACAGUAGAUUUUAUCAUUUUAUCAAUUAAGAAAUUAGUAGACUCUCAAGGAAAUAUUAAAUUUUUAAGAUUAAGAACCAAUCGUGAAUGGUAAUGACGGUUCAAGGAAAAUUAAUUUUUUAUUGAAACUGAUUAAUUGUUUAUAGGAUAAAUUUUUUCAACUUCCCCUUUCAAUAUUUUUCUCGCCUGUGCUUUAGAAGAAAAUCAGGAAGAUCUAUUAAAAUAGAAUCUCGAUUUGAGAUUUAUCAGAUUACUUGGUAAAAAAUGUGUACAAUUAAUCAGUUUCAAUGGAAAAAUUAAUUUUCCUUGAAAUUACGCAUUAUCAUUCUCGUUGGCUCUUACUAGAGAAAUUUACAUUUAUCCUUGUAUUUAUCAUUUUAUCGUUGUAUCCGCGAGCGCGUUGUUCUACAAGAUACGAUCGUCAGCAGGAGAUUGCUCGUCUCGCUCGUCAUCGAUUUGAAAGGUCCCGAUAUUACGAUAUUUACGAUAUAUCUCGCGCAAUCUAAUAUUUCGGCGACGAUGUUGAAAGAGAAAAAACACGAAAAAUAUUCAGAUCAUUGCGACGUGCACUCAUCAAAAAGAAAAAAAAAGUAAAGAGAAGGAGGUAACUUCAAGAAGACUAAUUUUACCUGAUGUAAGAGGCAAAAUAGGAAAGAUGAGAAAUGAAAAUAACUAAAUUUUAAAUGUUCAGUGGCCAAAUAAAUUAAUUAAUACGCACGUAGAACCUAAAGAUACCGUACCUACUGAGUAAGCCCGACUGACGGAGUGUCGGCACGGUUCGUGCGAAUGUAUGUGCAUGCGAGUGUGGCUGUGUCAUGUAUGCGUGAGUCGUCGAUGCGUGCGUGCAUACGUAUAUUUGCGUGUAAAGAUUGUGUGUACGUGCGUGUGUAUUUUUUUUCACGGAUAUUCCAAACCUGAAAGGCAAGGAAUCCAAAGGAGGAGACGAGCAGGACACUAAGUUUGUAUAUCGUGCAAUUUUUUCAAUGUUUUAUUAUUUGUUACCAUUGUUCACGAUUAAUUAUAAAUAAAUAAAUAAAUAUAUAUAUAUAUAUAUGUAGCACAUUUACAAUUUUAGGAUAUAACGGUCAUGAAGCCAGACGUCUUUUUGAUAGAUAUAUUCGGAUACCGUGGUCGUCGUCGCGUUCGCGACAUCCCCCCUACCCCAGCCCCCCACCCCCGAUCUUUUUUUCUGACGGGCAAGAUGUAAUUAAAAGUACACAUAGUACAAGAAGAAAAGAAAUUACCGCGCGUAAAAGAUGCAAAGUCUCGUCUUUGACCUCGACGGCCUCUCGUUAAAUUCCAUACCGGCCGCUGGAGCAAAAAUAACGGAAGAUAAUUGCCGUUACGGCGACUUGUUAGAGUCAGAGUCCACGCAUGUAUAAUUUGCUCUCAGACUCGUGCACUUAGGUUCGUAUUUAGGCGUAGUGGAAAAAGUACGGACGAGAAUUGAUACCGUGAAAGACAAGACUCUAACCGGAAAGAUUUUUAUUGUCGGAACGAGUGUUUCCAAUCGAGGCGAUCAACGAGCUCUGUAAAUCAUGUAUAUCGCUAAGCGAACGGUGCGAAAUGUCGUUUUAAAACGGGAUUGGAAAUAAAACCGCGUGCAAUUGCGUGAGUAAUCGACGAGAAACGAGAAGGUAGAAGCGCGAAUACUUUGAAUAAAAAAAGUAGUUAGACGUUUAGCUAGGUAGAUGGAUAGAUAAAUCGUUAGAUAGGCACUUAGAUAGACAGAUAAAUAGAUUGACGAACGGAAAUAGAGCGUGUGCGCCCAAGAGUGCUUGAAACAGAUAGA
Messenger RNA from Camponotus floridanus (Florida carpenter ant), 5786 nucleotides. RefSeq names its product Krueppel-like factor 6. The transcript is spliced from 6 exons. NCBI's taxonomy places the organism in Eukaryota, Metazoa, Arthropoda, Insecta, Hymenoptera, Formicidae. Gene Ontology annotation, molecular function: RNA polymerase II cis-regulatory region sequence-specific DNA binding; DNA-binding transcription factor activity, RNA polymerase II-specific. Gene Ontology annotation, biological process: regulation of transcription by RNA polymerase II. Bases 1033 to 2166 code for a protein of 377 amino acids. The record is from RefSeq and is a predicted model, not a curated record.